Ectocarpus sp. CCAP 1310/34 is the source of this 1833-nucleotide messenger RNA. Lineage: Eukaryota; Phaeophyceae; Ectocarpales; Ectocarpaceae. The record is from the annotation of a GenBank genome assembly.
CGUGAGAGGACUGCAUCUAUCCUCGCUGCGUAUUUACCUCUGCACUACUUCUUCAUGCCAUCAGUCCUAGUGGGUUCAAGCGGCCACAGCAACCGCAGCAACGAUGGGUGGCGGUGAUCUUGAGCAGGUGAACCGAUCGAAAGUGCUUCACCUCACGGGCAUGGGGCUGCGUCGAAUACCAAAACCCGUUCUUCGAACGGUCGGCCUGACGAGGUUAGACUUAGCUUGCAACGAGCUUCCUUCGGUGCCCGCUGCCAUUUCCUCGCUCAUCAACCUGGAGCACCUGUGGCUCCAAGGCAACCCCAUCGCGUCCGUGCACUCUGAUAUUCAGCAUUGCACCCGACUCAAGGUUCUCGAUCUACGCAACACGGCGCUGACGAAGCUCCCGCGAGAGAUUGGCCGCCUGUCGACCAUUCUCGAGAUUGAUCUUCGCGGCGCCCCAUUAAAAGCGAAGAUGAAGUUCUUCCACCGGAACACUAAGGGGCUCAUGUCGUACCUCAGGGAGAGAGAUGCGAGGAAGCACAUCAAGGUGUGCUUAGCAAAGGGCAAAGGGAAAGGGCAGGAUGAUGGAGGUACAGUACAACCAACCAGAUUCUCGACAGGCAUGGCACCAUGGAAUGGAGCAGCAUGCGAAACCCACCGACCGCAAGUUGUUAAGUUCGGCUUGGAAGUGGCGAUGACGAGGCUUGCGUUCGCACUUUUUUCCCUCAAGGUAGAGCUUUACAACAAGCUGUCGACGGGCCUGUACCGAGAAGUCCUCGAUUCUCCGACCGGACGUCACAUCCAUCCCUUGAUCAAGGCCGUCUGUCUGGCCUUUAACGACCUCCAGGAGCUCAAGCAGGUUGCUCGGCACUGCGACCGCCUGUUCCCCGAGGACCUGGCCACCGGCGGGAUCGACCCAACAGCCGCCGCUUCCACUCUACGCGAGAAAUUCACGGUGCUCGGGCGAAGAAACGAACGGAAGCGCCUAGCCUCGCAGCUGGAGCUCAAGAUGCGAGCGAUCUACUACGACGUGAUCGAUCCAGCCGCCGUUGAGGGGUACAUAGCGUCUAUCUACCAGCAGGUCGAACUGCUGGAAGACGUUCAAUUUCUGGUGAGACACGCAGGGACGGUCAUGCCUCCAGAUCCGAAAGAGAUCACCGGGAUCGGCGUGAAGAGCAGCAUGCUGGCGUUGCAGAAAGACAUGACCGAAGCAAGACAAAGAUGCGUCGACGGCCUGUUUGAGACUCUCACGCAGAUCUACAACGACCAAGAGUCUUCCAAAGUACGUCGGCUGACCCAACGGGUGGCAGAAGUUUUCGCGAAGGGGAGUCGUUUCGCGGACGCCAAAGAGCUUGAAGAGCUGAAGCAGCUCAAGGCCGACGCGCAGCGCGUUUUCCCGGCGGAGAUCCGAGAGGCCGAGCCCAUCCGCGUUCGAACCAUGUUCCUCGCACAACGAAGGGAGCAGCAGGGAGACUGAAUGACUGAAUAGACUGUAUAGUCUAUGUGCGCCCCUUUCAAGAGAAGUUUUUAUCGGGAAGGUUAACUGUCGUUGUGGGUGUUGAAAGGGGGCGCUAGGAUCACAGAAUAACAAGAGUCAUCUUGUUGUUCGGUGCGACGCAUCUGCUGUCCUCCUUCGAGUUUCUUUCCGCUGGCAGUGUCUUGCACGGCAUUUAUUUCUUCUCGUCCAACUCGUAUGCAUAGCAUGGCAUGUACUGUAUCUCCGUUGACCUACCUCCUCGUGGAGGUUGAUGAUAUCUGUCAUGUGGCCAAGGGUACUUUAUUUGCCGUGACAUUUAUUUGGAGUAUGAAUCAGUCCGGGCCUUCGAUCAAUACAGAAGGACGAUGGUACCU